Galeopterus variegatus (Sunda flying lemur) is the source of this 1666-nucleotide messenger RNA. RefSeq names its product CD151 molecule (Raph blood group) (gene CD151). The transcript is spliced from 9 exons. The record is from RefSeq and is a predicted model, not a curated record. The coding region runs from base 87 to 848 and encodes 253 amino acids. Gene Ontology annotation, cellular component: membrane. Lineage: Eukaryota; Metazoa; Chordata; Mammalia; Dermoptera; Cynocephalidae.
GCCGGCCCUUUCCCAGGAAGAGCGUCUUGGGGAACUUCUGUCCACCUGUCCUACAGAGGAGCCGUCCCCAGCCAGCCAGCCCCAGGAUGGGUGAGUUCAGCGAGAAGAAGGCGACGUGCGGCACCGUCUGCCUCAAGUACCUGCUCUUCACCUACAACUGCUGCUUCUGGCUGGCUGGCCUGGCUGUCAUGGCAGUGGGCGUCUGGACGCUGGCCCUCAAGAGUGACUACAUCAGCCUGCUGGCCUCAGGCACCUACCUGGCCACAGCCUACAUCCUGGUGGUAGCUGGCAUUGUUGUCAUGGUGACUGGUGUCCUGGGCUGCUGUGCCACUUUCAAGGAGCGGCGGAACCUUUUGCGCCUGUACUUCAUCCUUCUGCUCAUCAUCUUCCUGUUGGAGAUCAUUGCUGGUGUCCUGGCCUACGUCUAUUACCAGCAGCUGAACACAGAGCUCAAGGAGAACCUGAAGGACACCAUGACCAAGCAGUACCACCAGCCGGGCCACGAGGGUGUGACCAGUGCUGUGGACAAGCUGCAGCAAGAGUUCCACUGCUGUGGCAGCAACAACUCCCAGGACUGGAGAGAUAGUGAGUGGAUCCGCUCGGAUGAGGCAGGUGGCCGUGUGGUACCCGACAGCUGCUGCAAGACAGUGGUGGCCGGCUGUGGGCAGCGGGACCACGCCUCCAACAUCUACAAGGUGGAGGGCGGCUGCAUCACCAAGUUGGAGACCUUCAUCCAGGAGCACCUGAGGGUCAUCGGGGCUGUGGGCAUUGGCAUUGCUUGUGUACAGGUCUUCGGCAUGAUCUUUACAUGCUGCCUGUACAGGAGCCUAAAGCUGGAGCACUACUGAACCUGCCCUGGGCUUGGCCCGAGGCCCGCCUGUGUUCUGCUGCAGCUUCCCACCUGACUACUGAGCUGACACUACUGAUCACCCGGGGGGCUGGGGUCCCAGGACUCCAUUCCCUCCUCUCCGCCCCCCUUCCCUGCCAGGGAGGUGGUUGUGCUAUCAUGCCUGCGGCCCCCUGUGCACCACCAGGACCUCUGCCGACCCCACCCCCAGAGGUAGUGUCAAGUGCCUUUUGCUGCACGCCAAAGUCCUAGGCCUCUCCUCAGCAGUCAGGGACUGUUUGGGGCCUAGGCCUGGAAGUGGGGUGGUGGGGUUGUGGGGGUGCUUCUCAAUGCCUGUGUUCAGUUUGGGAUUGGGUUUAGGCAGAACUGGGCUGGCCUGGCCCAGCCGCCUGGACACCCCCUGCAAGGAGGUCAGAGGCAGACUGCCUCUGGAAGGGUCCUUGGUGGGUGGAGUAGGGGCAGGGGGUGCAGGGCACUGGGCCCGUACACAGGCCAGGCGCUUCAGGUACCUGGUGCCUCUCCUCGAGACGUGUGGUCUUGUCCCAUUCAGGGGAAGCCAAAUGUGCCCUGGUCCCCCUGGCAUACAUCCCUGCCCACUCCUCCCAGCCAGAGCCCUGGCUGUUUUCCCACUGCUGUCACCAGCACCUGAAAUGCCACAUAAUCACUAUGCAUCACCUUUCCUGUUAGAACGUCCCUGUGCAGGGGCAGGAGACUUAUUGGUUUUAUUCAUUGCUGUACCCCAAAUGCCUAGAGCUGCUCCUGCCACCUAAUAGGUGCUCAAUAAACGCGUGUUGUGGACUAGUGAACUUACAAAAGCAA